Molecule: messenger RNA, 1553 nt
Organism: Ostrinia nubilalis (European corn borer)
Lineage: Eukaryota; Metazoa; Arthropoda; Insecta; Lepidoptera; Crambidae
Product: phosphatidylserine lipase ABHD16A
Exons: 10
Coding region: 150-1553 (467 amino acids)
Biological process (GO): phosphatidylserine catabolic process; monoacylglycerol catabolic process
Cellular component (GO): endomembrane system
Molecular function (GO): glycerophospholipase activity; monoacylglycerol lipase activity
Source: RefSeq, a predicted model, not a curated record
UGGUUGUUUCCGGCCGGUCUACCUUGACACCUUGAUUUAUGAAAUGACAAUUUCUAAUGUGAACACGUACCUGUAACAUAACAACAAAAAUUGAACGGAACGCGCUGUCUGUGAUUGCUUCGUGAACCCUUUCCAGUGCAUUCAUCAAAAUGUUGACGAGAGCGUGGACGUGCAUGUUUUCCCCGCGUCUCUACAAAAUCUACAGAGAUGGGCCUAAAGAAAACCCUUAUCAACCACAAGGGAUCGAAAAAUGGACUGACAAGUUCGUGGGUUCGGCCAACACCCUAUACAACAUUGGCUAUUACACUUCCCCCUUCAUCUUAAUGUAUGCUUGGCGCCGUGGCUUCAUUUCGUCUUUCGAAACCCUGUUCCUGGUGCAAUGUCUGGGUGGAAUGAGCUGCCUCCUGGUGAUCGCGGUCAUUCUGAGGGGAAUAGCUCGUGCUAUGAACCCAAAAUACGUGGAGUUUGUGAACGCUUUGGCUGUCUCCCCCAACGAUACAAGAGCGCUGCUGAAUUCCAUCAGGAAGUACGACUUCGAUUUCAAGUACUGGCCGUGCACUUUCAGAGUGCCUCAGCGUGUGAGGUAUCCUUGGUUCACUAGCCCGUACAACCGCUGCGCCUCCCCCGACCUGCCCCCCUUCAAACGAGCCAUGAUCCAGACACUCGCCUACAUCGCCACUCAUACAUUCGGACUGCGGCUCAUCUAUCCCGGCUCUGUGGCGCUGAUCAACCAUGUCUUGUGGGUUCCGGCAUUGCAAGGAAGGACUCAAUUGGUUGAGGGGUUCGAGGGACAGAGGACUAAGGUUGGGACGGCUGAAAAUAACUACAUCGAUACGAUGUUUAUCGAUAAUCGGGCGCAUAGCGCGAAGGGGCGCACGCUCGUGGUGUGCUGUGAGGGCAACUCGGGCUUCUACGAGGUGGGGAUCAUGACGGCUCCCGCUAAGACUGGAUACUCCGUGCUGGGCUGGAACCAUCCUGGAUUUGGAGGGAGCACGGGGCAACCAUACCCGUCCCAAGAGCAGAACGCAAUAGAUGCCGUGAUUCAGUACGCUAUCAACGAGCUGAACUUUAUGCCCGAGAAUAUGGUCAUGUACGGCUGGAGCAUCGGCGGGUACACGGCCACCUGGGCUGCCGUCAACUACCCCAUGAUGAGGGGACUGAUUCUGGACGCCACCUUCGACGACCUGCUGCCCCUUGCCGAGAACCAAAUGCCGCCCUCCUGGUCGCUGCUGGUGAAGGAAGUGGUCCGCUCGCACGUGAAUCUGAACGUCGCAGAGAUGGUGGAAAAGUUCAACGGGCCGGUGCAGCUGAUCCGUAGGACUGAGGACGAAAUCAUCACGCUGCGCCAAGGAGUCCUCUCAACGAACCGCGGCAACCCGCUCCUGGUCCGUCUGGUCGAGAGCCGCCACCGCAUGCUGCACUCGAACACCCGCGAGUGCCUCCGCCAACUGGUCGGCCUGAACGACGCUCAGAGGACCUCGCUCAACUUCACGUCCAUCAACGAGUACGAGCAACGAGCGCUGCGCCUGGUGAGUGACGUCAUCAGCCUUUAG